AUUUUUGUUUUGUCUGUAUAAUGAAUCUGCAGGUGGAGAACUUCUUCUGCAUGGGCUCUCCUCUGGCUGUGUUCCUGGCGCUGAGAGGGAUUCGGCCCGGGAACACCGGCGACCAGGACCACAUCAUGCCCAAGUCCAUCUGCCGGCGCCUCUUCAACAUCUUCCACCCGACAGACCCUGUGGCCUAUCGACUGGAGCCUCUUGUUUUAAAGCACUAUAGCAACAUCGCUCCUGUCCAAAUACACUGGUGUAACACCAUCAACUCCUGUCCAUAUGAUGAGAUCAGACCCACGUAUAUAAACGUCAGUAACGACACCGAGAACAGUCCCAGCACCUCACCUGUCCUGGCCAGUCGACACUACGGGGAGUCCAUCACCAACCUGGGCAAGGCCAGCAUACUGGGAGCGGCGAGCAUCGGCAAGGGCAUCGGCGGGAUCCUCUUCUCUCGCUUCUCUCGCUCGCCCAGCCUGCCGUCAGCCGGGGAUUCUGGGAUGUGUGACAGUGAGGACAGCCAAAGCACUUUCUCCUUUUCAGCCAUAUCUCCAUCCUCCUCUGUAUUCGACACAGCAGUGGAGAUGGAGCAUCGCAUGGACUAUGAGCUUCGGGAGGGUUUGGUGGAGAGCCGCUAUUGGUCAGCUGUGACCUCACACACGGCCUACUGGACGUCCCAUGAUGUGGCCCUGUUCCUCCUGACCUUCAUAUACAGGCCCCAGCGCUCCGGCCAGGCAGAACACACACACACUCACAGUCAAGACUGACCCAUCCGCUCCAUCCCGAACACUUUAAACAACACUCGGUGCCUGAGUUUCUUCCCGAAGCCUUUCCCGUACGGACACAGGCUGGACUAUGCAAACCGCGUUAUCAACUAACUCUCGUAUUUUUUUACACAAUGCAAGUCCAAAGAACGGAGAGUGUGUGCAGCACAUGGGUCUGUAUUUAGUCCGGCACUUAUUUAAAUGUCUACGUUUUAUAGAUAUUUUUGUUUUGACUUGAGAAAUCAAUAUCUGUUAAAUGCAAUAACACGCAGAAGGAAAUGUUUAUUGUUUAAUUGUAUUUUUAUGCAGAAGGACACUUGAGUUUGUGUGUAACUAUAUUAUUUAUUUAUUGUGUUGACGUGAUUAUGAAUGAUUAUGGAGGGCUGGGCACAGUUUUCAUAGCCAAAUCAUUCCAAGUGUGUGUGUGAGCAGGUUUACCAAGUCUUGCGGAAGAUCGUACUGCCGUUUUAGCGUUUCUGUGUGCCACAAAUAACACCACUGUUCAGAUGUAGACGCUAGCUCAUGAAAACAUGAUAUCAUUCUCAAGACUGUUCUGUCAUAUCCGUAAAGCUCACGUGUUUAUCCGUCGGUUCACCUGCACUUUAACAGCAGAAGGUGUGUGUGAUGAGAUUGAGACCGUCAUGGCUGACAUUAUCUGUGUUUAUUUAUUUUUGUACCCGUUAUACCUCUGUUUCCCAGCCCGGUUCUGUCUUGUGUAUCCCAUCAUAAACGUCAUCAAGGACAGAAACGUGUUCCUGUGAACUCGUGUGUUACACUGGAUAUCUGUGUUUAGAAAUCAAAUCUGGGACGUUCAACGCUGGUACAAUUAUUUGCUUUCUAAGAAUCACAAAAUAUGAAAAAUGAUUUUAUCCAAAGUUGCUCGCAAAAGAGGAACAAAGAGUCCUCAAUAUUCAUAACAUACAUCGGGUAUUGGAGGCCGGUCAUAUAAAGUCAACAUAAAUCAGGAACGAUAACACACACACACACACACACAUGUGGAUGUAUUACACACACUUUCUGUUUCUGUUUUACAGGUUUAUACACAAACAAAACUAAGUCUUAUCAACAUCCUACAGGUUGGGAAUCGUGUGUGUGUGUGUGUGUGUUUACCUGUGUGUAGCAUGUUAUAUCACUGACCUCUGUGCAAUUUUGUGUUUUUGUGUCAGAAUAUUUAUAUAAAUAUAGAUGACAUCUCCAUGUUUGGUUUUCUGCACCAGCAAUCAUUUGCUCGAGUGUUUCUCAUGUAAGACAGAAAUAAAUAACUUAAGUUUA
Pimephales promelas (fathead minnow) is the source of this 2027-nucleotide messenger RNA. Lineage: Eukaryota; Metazoa; Chordata; Actinopteri; Cypriniformes; Leuciscidae. The record is from RefSeq and is a predicted model, not a curated record.